AACAAAAAACAAAACAAAAACCAAACAUUGCUUUACGGCCCUAAGAUUUUACAGUAUUGGGUUGAUUGGGUUAGAAUAGUUGCAUUGAACCUCAUUUAUUCGCUAAAUACGAAGGUGAAGUUAUGUCGACUUCCAGAAACGAACCGGAUCAAUGUAAUCUCAGGAAAUACGACUUUCCAUUAGAUGACAUACCAAGAUUAAACUGCAUGGAUCCACAAGUAGAUGAGCUCAUAAAGAGUAAGAAGCCUGUAGUAUUGACAGGGUCCAAUCUUGUCGGUGCAGCUUCAAAAUGGGACUUGGAUUAUUUGGAGAAAAACAUGGGCAAUGGAGAUUUUACAAUAUUUGUCAGCAAAGGAAAUCAAUUCAAGUUUUUUGACGAAAAGAAGCUUGCUGAAAUUGAUUCAGUCUCCGGGGCUCACACAAAAAAUAGACCACAAAAAGAGUAUAUUAGACCAGCUAAGAGUUGUCCCAUCAAAAUACAAGACUUUGCCAAAAGAGUAAGAGAAUGGAAAGAUGGAGAUGAAAGACUAUACCUUCAGCAAGCCUUAAGUAGCACUUCUGGAGCCGGAGUUGUGCAAGACUUCAUACGGUUCAGAUGGGACUGGGUGACAGCGAAACAAAAGUUACACAAUUGGGGAAAAUUGACGUACAAUUUACUACUAGUUGGCUUAGAAGGUAAUGUAACACCAUGUCACUAUGAUGAACAGGAGAAUCUUUUUGCCCAAAUACAUGGCCACAAAAGGUGUAUACUUUUCCCUCCAGAACAAUUUGGGUGCCUUUACCCUCAUCCUGUGUGGCAUCCACAUGAUAGGCAAAGUCAGGUUGACUUAGAUAAUCCAGACUAUGACAGAUUUCCUAAAAUGAGAGAUUUACAUGGUGUGCAAGCAGUUGUCGGACCCGGGGAUGUUUUAUACAUUCCUAUAUACUGGUGGCAUCACAUUGAGUCAGUCAAACCUGAAAAGUAUACUGUCUCUCUCAAUUUUUGGUACAAGGCAGGACCAGUUGGGCAAGUAGAAUAUCCUAUCAAGGGAUAUCAGAAAGUCGCAAUUAUGCGAAAUGUUGAAAAAAUGCUGGCAGAAGCUAUGCAAGACCCGGAAGAAGUUGGUGCACUUUUAAGGACUAUGGUGCAAGGUCGUUUUUGAGAAGUCCCUGACUAAUUUUUGUUCCCAUACUUGAAGGCUUGUUUACUGAAGACUGACUUUUGUAUGCCAUGUCUUGUUGUUUUACCACACCCUAUGAACUUGGCCAUUUGUGUUGUUUAUGUGUUUCAUUUCAAUUUGCAUAAUCUGUACUUAAUUUUUAGACUAUUUAUUGUGUCUGCUUUGCAGUUUCCUAAUAUGUUAAGAGCUGUUGUUGCAUGGUCUGUGAUAAUCCAAUCAAUAUUAUAUGUUUUAAACCUAUGAAUGAUUUGUUUUAUAAUGUGCUUUAGGGUUGGUGUCCUUAAGUUUUUAAAAGUUUUUAAAGGUAAAAACUACACUAGAUUUUAAAAAAAUCAUUUUACUCUGUUUCAAUGAAAGUGUUUUAUGAAAUUGACUUGUCUAAUAUGUGAUAAAGUCUCAAAUAAAUGUUUUAGCAAGCUGUUCCUUUAAAAAGAAAAAAGAAAAAGAUUUCUCAAAAUCAUAAAAUGUUGAAGUACAUCCUGCACUAGGUUGAACUGAAUCAAUACCACUUCAACUUGGUAAGUCCGAGAGUGAUUGGGCCAGCGUUACCCUGCAAGGCAUAGCCACCAUGUACCCACGUGGUACUCAACGUGUUUUCAUUUUUUUGAGAUUAAUAAAUGCAUGUCAAAUAUUGG
Messenger RNA from Frankliniella occidentalis (western flower thrips), 1795 nucleotides. Its product is annotated as hypoxia-inducible factor 1-alpha inhibitor-like. The record is from RefSeq and is a predicted model, not a curated record. Gene Ontology annotation, molecular function: peptidyl-histidine dioxygenase activity; ankyrin repeat binding; [protein]-asparagine 3-dioxygenase activity. The coding region runs from base 123 to 1142 and encodes 339 amino acids. Lineage: Eukaryota; Metazoa; Arthropoda; Insecta; Thysanoptera; Thripidae. Gene Ontology annotation, cellular component: nucleus; cytoplasm. The transcript has 6 exons. Gene Ontology annotation, biological process: peptidyl-aspartic acid hydroxylation; negative regulation of Notch signaling pathway.